Molecule: messenger RNA, 705 nt
Organism: Acanthosepion pharaonis
Lineage: Eukaryota; Metazoa; Mollusca; Cephalopoda; Sepiida; Sepiidae
Source: the annotation of a GenBank genome assembly
AUGCAACUGUCAUCUCUCCUUGCUUCACUUCAUUGUUACAUUUGUCCAUAUUAUUUUCUUAACAUUAUUUUCUCUGUCUCUAUCACUCUCACAUUUUUUGCUUUCUUGUUUCCGUCUCUAUUUUUCUCUCAUUGUGGGAUAUUAUUGUUCAUUUCUUACUCUAUCCUUCUUAUUUUUCAGCAUUCUUUUUGCUAUUUUUAUCUCUCUCACUUUUCAGCACUCUUGAUGAUGUGUCUCUCUCUUUCUCUCAUACUAUUUGACAUUUUUUGGUGUACCUCUAUCAAUCCUUCUGUCUUUCUUUUUACUAUUCUCUUUGUUAACCCCCUAUUUUAUGUCACCUCCCUCAUAAAGUUCUUUCUCCACCUUUGUACUUUUCUUUACUUCUCAAUGUCUUGCUUCUGUCAAAUUUCAUGUCACUUCCUUCAUACAGUUCUUUGCCCAUCAUUGUGCUCUUUCUGUACUUCUCAAUUUCUUUCACUACCAACCAUCUAUCUUAUGUCACCUCUCUCAUACAAAUAUUUCCCCAUUUUUGUGCUCUUUCUAACUCUUGCUCGGUCAACUCCCCAUUUAAUGUCACCUCUCUCAUACCAAUCUUUUGCCAUCUUUGUGGUCUUUGUUCAAUUCCCAUAUUCUUGUUCUGUCAAGACCCUAUUUGAUGUCACCUCUGACAUACAAAUAUUUCUCCUAUCUUUGUGCUCUUUUUAA